Molecule: messenger RNA, 1329 nt
Organism: Papaver somniferum (opium poppy)
Lineage: Eukaryota; Viridiplantae; Streptophyta; Magnoliopsida; Ranunculales; Papaveraceae
Product: putative RNA-binding protein YlmH
Exons: 10
Coding region: 157-1128 (323 amino acids)
Molecular function (GO): RNA binding
Source: RefSeq, a predicted model, not a curated record
AAGGUUUCUGGUGUUACUUAUUGAUGUCUAAGGAAAUUUACAUUUUUGCAUUUGAGUCCCUGUAGGAGGUGAUAUAUUACAGAGAGAUCCCUUUAUCAAAUCUCACAAGAAGUCCGAAAAGGUUUCCAGUUCUACUGCGCACCACUAAUAAUAAAAAUGGCUGGUGCUAUCACCAGUUUCAAAAUAACUCCACUGCUAAGAAGAACAACAGUUAUUCAAACAUUUAGAUUUCCUCUUUGCCUCGAUAACAAUCACUUCUCUCAACGAAAAGUUCAAUUUCUCAGUAAUCCUGCAAAUUUCCCUUCUGUUGCAGGUUUAUGUCAUCUGGUACAUGCUUCCAAAGGAGAUUCAUCUGAGGUUUUAAUUAAAGGAGUGGUAGACAAGAAUGUCCUUGAAGAUGUGAGGCGUGUACUUGAAAUGGCAAAACGGGCAUCGUCAAGAAGAGAAAUUGUCCAUACUGACUUUCUUACGCCACCAGUAUUGAAGGAAUCAAUGCACGCACUUGAAAAGUUAGCUGAUGUCAAAGCAGUAGCACAGGGAGGAUAUCCACAGGCUGAGCGUUGCCGUCUUUCAGUUGGACAUUCUGAAGCAAUGACAACUACUCCAGAUAUAGUUGACGCACUUAGUGUCACAGGAAAUUUUGGGCUUCAACCUUGUUCUCAUAGCGACUUCCUUGGCGCGAUACUUGGUACAGGGAUUGCAAGGGAAAAGCUUGGGGAUAUUCUCUUACAGGGUGAGAAAGGGGCUCAAAUUCUUAUUAUUCCGGAACUUGUGGACUUUCUAGUAACAGCGAUGGACAAGGUUGGUAAUGUUCCAGUUACGUGCACAAGGAUACCCUUGCUUGCUCUUGAAUAUGCACCACCAAGGACCAAAACAUUUAAAACUAUUGAAGCAUCAUUACGGUUGGAUGCUGUAGCCAGUGCUGGAUAUAAGAUUUCACGAUCAAAAUUAGUUGAUUUGAUAAGCAAGGGCGAUGUGCGCAUCAACUGGAGCCCUGUUACCAAAAAUGGAACGACUCUCAAGACUGGAGAUAUGGUGUCAGUUAGUGGCCACGGAAGGCUGAAGAUUGGAGAAAUAAACACAACAAGAAAGGGAAAGUUUGCAGUUGAGGUCAUACAAUUUUUAUGACGUUCAGUGUGCAUAGCCUUAUCGAGAUUCACUGUGUCUUCCUUCCCAAAAGUUUCCUCCAUGGUCUGUAUAUCAACCCAAGGGUGUAGGUCAGUCAUUUCUAUGCUGUGGAUUAAAACAUGCCGUGUUAAAAUAACAAUCAUCUGGUCCUAUUCAGAGCUACUUGCGAAUCCAUUAUAGUUUCUUCGGCGAAACAAAAAA